UGCGUCAUCACCGCGAGCGCCGGCGGCGGCGGAGGGGGGAGAGACCCGGGUCAGGCCGGGGCCGCGCAGCACUACCGGGAACCGGGGCCGCUGCGCUCCGCUCCGGUUCCCGGCUUCUCGCCGGGCCGAGCGGGGCCGAGCUGAGCUGAAGAGGGGCGGGCACCGGCGAUACAACCGGCGGGGCGAGCGCGGGGGCCGCACGCCGACCCCCGCCGCGGGGCUCCAGGGAUCCGGGAGCGGCGGGCGGCCGUCGGGGAUGUCCUACAAGCCCAUCGCUCCCGCCCCCGCUACCCCCGGAGCCGCCAGCGCCAGCCCCGCCCCGCCGGGGCCCGGGGCACCGUCCGCCGCCACGAGUGUCCCGUCGCCCUCCGGUUCCGUCCCUGGCGCCGCCGCCCCUUUCCGGCCGCUCUUCAAUGACUUCGGGCCGCCGUCCAUGGGCUACGUGCAGGCCAUGAAGCCCCCCGGGGCGCAGGGCUCGCAGAGCACCUACACGGACCUGCUCUCGGUCAUCGAGGAGAUGGGGAAGGAGAUCCGGCCCACCUACGCCGGCAGCAAGAGCGCCAUGGAGCGGCUGAAGCGGGGGAUCAUCCACGCCCGGGCGCUGGUCAGGGAGUGCCUGGCAGAGACAGAGCGAAACGCCCGCACGUAACGGCAGCUGCCACCCGGGAGCCCCCGGGACCUCCCGGUGGUGGCGGCGGGAGCGGGGGGGCCGCCGUGCUGCCGGAGCCCUCCCUCCCCGCGCUCUCCGCUCUUUAUAAAUGCGUGUUUUUAUAAAUAAAGGACAAUGUUGG
This is a messenger RNA of Melozone crissalis (California towhee), 791 nucleotides long. RefSeq names its product cyclin dependent kinase 2 associated protein 2 (gene CDK2AP2). Bases 257 to 649 code for a protein of 130 amino acids. The transcript has 4 exons. Gene Ontology annotation, cellular component: cytoplasm; nucleus; microtubule. The record is from RefSeq and is a predicted model, not a curated record. Lineage: Eukaryota; Metazoa; Chordata; Aves; Passeriformes; Passerellidae. Gene Ontology annotation, biological process: negative regulation of G1/S transition of mitotic cell cycle; regulation of microtubule cytoskeleton organization.